AUGUUGGAACUGAUUGGGGUCUCGCAUAGCGGGCCAAUUGUACCCAACAAAUCAUCAUGUUGGUCCAGAAUGACCGGAUCCAUUGCAUCCGGACUUAUACUUAAAGACAUAUCAUGUGAGGUACAUUCGGGUGAAGUGAUGGCUAUAUUGGGAAGUAAGGGUUCGGGUAAAAAAGCAUUGAUUGAUGUGAUGGGACACCGAGUAAGUCAGGGCAGCACAAGAGGACAAAUUCUGCUAAACGAUGUUCCGCUCACUUUACGCCUAUUCCAAGAACAGUGCGGUUUUGUCUCCAAAACCACUCAACACAUCGACGGUCUGAGUGUUAGACAAACGUUGAGUUAUAUCUCGCAGAUGACAAUCAGAGGCAAUGGAUCUCUGAAAAGAGGUCGAGUGAAGCAGGUGUUGGCAGAUCUGGCGCUCACUAGUGUUGCCAAACGAGAUGUCAUGGAUCUGAAUGUUUCCGAAAGAAAACGUCUGGCGAUCGGCAUUCAGAUGAUUAGAGACCCACUGUUGCUGAUACUCGACGAUCCAACCAAAGACUUGGAUCCACUCAACACAUACUUUGUUGUAUCCAUUCUAUCAAAUCACGCAAAGAAAUAUCAGCGGAUAGUAGUGUUGACGAUGGAUAAACCGCGAUCAGACAUCUUCCCAUUCCUGGAUCGGGUCACAUAUCUAUGUCUGGGAGAUGUGGUCUACACGGGAAGUACCCGAAUGAUGAUCGACUAUUUUAGAGGAAUUGGUUUCCCGUGUCCUGAGUUAGAAAACCCUCUCAUGUAUUAUCUCUGUUUAUCGACUGUCGACAGAAGAAGUAGAGACAGGUUUAUAGAGUCUUCGGCACAGAUCGCAGCUCUGGUCGAUAAGUUCAAAGUGGAGGGACACGAGUACCGCAAAUAUAUAGGCCCUCCGACACAGAUUCCGGUCAACAUUCCUCUGACGGCAUACGGAAGGGCUUCCUCUUGCAAAGUGAUGACGUCCUUAAUAUCGAGACAAUUCAUGUCUGCCUUCACUCUGCGAAGACUAUUCAUCCGUAUACUAGUAUUGCCGAUGUUUUGUGCAUUGCUUUACUGCUUCAUUGCUCCCCAAUUGGAUAACACACAGAACUCAUUUCAGUCACGGAGUGGUCUCCUAUUCAAUGUGUUGUCUGCCAUCACUUUUAUCGCUCCGGCGAUCACUGCCUAUACCUUCGCUUCACAUCGGAAUCGAUUCUACGAGGAGUCGUCCCGUUUAGCCCUAUAUAGGGGUCCCGUCUUUAUAAUCACACAAAUUAUAGCUAACCUUCCCAUCAAUUUACUGACCGUAUGGUCGGCCGGAACUGUUGUCUAUCUGUGUUCACAACUACGGUAUGAUGACUACUGGCUGGAGAGGUGGAGUAUAUUCUGUGCCAUACUUUGGGCCAUUUAUGCGUUCACUGAACAGCACACCAUUGCUGUCAUGUGUUUCGUGAAAUCGCCGUUUAUGGCGGCCGUCACCACAAUCUAUUGCCUCUCAUUCCUUCUGGUGUUGGGAAGCACUACAUUGAGGUCGAUGUUGGCGGCACCCGAUUGGCUGUAUUACAUCAACUUUGGCAACAUAUACUACUGGUCCGGUUGGACAUUGCAUUUCAAUGAAUUUCAGGACAAUGAAGCACUCGUCAGGACUCCAUUCAUGGCCGAGAACUCCACAGUCGAGGUCUGUCUCGCAAAUAUCGUUCCCGGAAAAUGUGUUUUUCUCAAUGGAAACCACUUUCUGGACCAACGCUUGAAAGAAGUGAAAGACAUCCCGGAGUGGUCUCUAAUCUAUUGGAAAAACUUUGCUUUCAUUUACAUAUUUGUGAUCGCAUUUUAUUUAUUCAAUACAAUCGUAUAUAUGAUUCCACUCACGGCUUCUCUCAAAUCCAAAUUUCGCGAUUAA
Medioppia subpectinata is the source of this 1890-nucleotide messenger RNA. Lineage: Eukaryota; Metazoa; Arthropoda; Arachnida; Sarcoptiformes; Oppiidae. The record is from the annotation of a GenBank genome assembly.